This is a messenger RNA of Mercenaria mercenaria, 2002 nucleotides long. RefSeq lists its product as uncharacterized. Lineage: Eukaryota; Metazoa; Mollusca; Bivalvia; Venerida; Veneridae. Gene Ontology annotation, molecular function: signaling receptor activity. The transcript is spliced from 11 exons. The record is from RefSeq and is a predicted model, not a curated record. The coding region runs from base 67 to 1917 and encodes 616 amino acids.
UUAACACAAUUGUACUCCACACCAUUGUACAUAAAUCAACUGUACAGUGUCAGUGCACCAAUAUUUAUGAUGGCAAGGCAACUGGAAUGGCACACUGUUAUCUGGCUGUACCUUAUCGUGAUGAUAUCGGCCGACUACCAGUGUGUCUGCAACUAUAGCAAAUAUGGAGUUCCAGUUUACCAAAAUACAACCAGAACUUCAGUCCUACUCGGGAUUAUGGACGUCAAUGACUGUAAACAGUAUCUUUACCCUAUAAGCGAACAAUCGACUGCGUUCAAUGCAAUUAUGUUUAGGCAUCAGAUUGCAUUUGUGAUGGAUAUUUACAUAAAGAAAUUAAAUUGUCAUGGAACACCUCCACUUAAGGACAUUGUAACUAUCUCAACCAUGCAACCGACUGUUAUGGUAUCACGUUUGACAUCCCGUUCGUCUGGACAAGCUAGUACAAAGACAAAUGCAGUUACAAAAUCUUUAAAUGUGACAGCCAUACCUGUAUCACUGCGACAAUCCAGUCAAACGUUAUCAACAAAGUCUAGUUUUAUGAACAAAACAAUGUCCUCUUCUACAACAAGAAGUGUUUUUACAACAAAACCAACAAGUACCACAUCUACAACCAUGCCUACAUCACUGUCUACUAUAUGGUUGAAUUCGUUUGCACCUCUGGCUACACUGGAUCCAACCUUAGAACAAGGACACAUUGAAUUGUGCCCCAACCGAAUACAACACCUUGCUACGCAGCCCAGAGAACUCGUAACACAGUUAGGAAAAAACUGCUACGAGGUUGUUCAGACAGGAGUAUCCUGGUUUCAUGCUGAAACAAACUGUAGAAUUAAUGGAGGGCACCUCAUACAUAUUGCUAACCAAAAGGAGCAAGACUUUAUCUACAGUUUUCUUGUAAAACAUCAUAGUCAUACUGUAUGGUUAGGUCUGCACGACAUAAAUCGAGAAGAACGUUUUGAGUGGACAUCAGGUAACAAAAUAACAUACACAAACUGGAAGCCUGGUCGAAAAGAUUACAGGUAUCACAAUGCCGAGGACUGUGUUUAUAUGACACCCUCAAAUGGAAUGUGGGAUGAUGUUAAGUGUGGUGGUAAUAAUUCCUUGUUAGAACUGUUUGGGACACGUAAUGCGUAUAUAUGUCAAUAUGCAGCUAGUACAAAGACAAAUGCGGUUACAAAACCUUUAAAUGUGACAACAAUACCUGUAUCACUAGGACAAAGCAACAAAACGUUAUCAACAAUAACACAGACUAGUUUUAGAAUCACGAAAAAGUCCCCUUCUACGACAAGAAAGGGUUUUACAAUGAAACCAACAAAUAUCACUUCUACAACAAUGUCUACAUCACCAUCUACUAUAUGGCUGAAUUCGUUUGCACCACUGGCUACUCUGGAUCCGACCUUAGCACAAGGCAAUUUACAUUUGUGUCCUUAUAAACUACAUCAGAUAAUUAAGAUAGACAGAGGAAUUCUCGGACAGUAUGAUCUCAGUUGUUAUGAAAUUGUUCCAAACGCUAGGGUUGCUUGGCAGCAUGCUGAGGACAUUUGUCAAACCAGGGGAGGCCACCUUGCUUACAUAAGUAAUAAACAAGAACAAGCGUUUCUUCAAGGUUUUCUUAACAGAUAUUCGCCGAGUCAUGCAGUUUGGAUUGGCCUUUCAGACCACAAUUCAGAGGGACAAUUUAAAUGGACAUCAGGAGCUCCUGUGCAGUUUACAAAUUGGAUUACGGGUCAUUUGUCCAAUUAUGUUAGUUCUAGCCAAGAAGACUGUGUUGCAUUUAUACCAUAUAAAAGCGGGCAAUGGGAUGAUAUUCCAUGCGGCAGUACACACCAUUCAGUUAACGGAAUAUCCUCAUCGGGGGAAUCACAUCCUCCAUUAUGUCAAUACCGUAUUUCAACUGCUGGACCAUCGCUGAUUGGAUAGAAGCAAGCUGAUGUGCAUUUGUGGUAGAGUUUUAAUCAUUACGUUACAAAUUACAUAUAUAUAAUAAAACCCGGAAAAAAAAUAA